UUCACGUGCGUCACAGGAACACGUUUCGAGGAUACACAGCAGCAGGAGCAGGAGAAGCUGCUCGGCUUCAAAACUACAACAGAGUCCGGGUUUAUCCGAGUUUCUGGUCACGUUUCUCUGCUUCCAGUCACUACGUUGUUCCGCAGACUUUUCUCCAGAGUUGUGUGCACGUCGAAGAUGGGGAAACGAAGCAGACAACGGCAGCAGCAACACCAGAACAGAGACAGAGACACCAGGGACAACGCUAGCUGGGGAGCUGGCUAUGCAGACAUUGUCAAGGAGAACAAGCUUUUUGAGCACUACUACAUGGAGCUAGGCUUGGUGCCUGAAGGAGAGUUUGAACAGUUUAUGGAGGCGAUGAGGGAGCCGCUGCCAGCAACCAUCCGCAUCACUGGAUACAAGAGCCAUGCCAAGGAGAUCCUCCACUGUCUGAAGGAAAAAUACUUCAAGGAUAUUCAAGAGCUGGAGAUUGAUGGCCAGAAGAUUGAGGCUCCACAGGCUCUUUGCUGGUAUCCCGAUGAUCAGGCCUGGCACACUAACAUGAGCAGAAAGAUCAUCAGAAAGUCGCCCCUGCUGGAGAAGUUCCACCAGUUUCUGGUCAGCGAGACAGAAUCAGGUAACAUCAGUCGACAGGAGGCUGUCAGUAUGAUUCCUCCUCUGCUUCUGAAGAUUGAGUCACACCACAAGAUCCUGGACAUGUGUGCGGCUCCAGGGUCGAAGACAGCCCAGCUGAUUGAGAUGCUGCAUGCUGAUAUGGAUGUGCCAUUUCCAGAGGGCUUUGUGAUUGCCAAUGACGUGGACAACAAACGCUGCUACCUGCUGGUGCAUCAGGCCAAGCGUCUCAACAGCCCGUGCAUCAUGGUGGUCAACCAUGACGCCUCCUGCAUCCCCAGACUGCAGAUCGAGUCAGACGGAAAGAAGGACAUCCUCUUCUAUGACCGCAUUCUGUGUGACGUGCCCUGCAGUGGGGACGGCACCAUGAGGAAGAACAUAGACGUGUGGAAGAAAUGGACGACCAGCAACAGCCUGCACCUCCACGGGCUCCAGCUGCGGAUCUCAGUGCGCGGGGUUGAACAGCUGGCUGUGGGAGGACGGAUGGUCUACUCCACCUGUUCACUCAACCCUAUAGAGGACGAAGCUGUCAUUGCAGCUCUGCUGGAAAAGGGCGAAGGAGCACUGGAGCUGGCUGACUGCUCUGCUGACCUGCCCGGGCUGAAGUGGAUGCCUGGCGUCACUUCCUGGAAGCUGAUGACCAAAGACGGCCAGUGGUUCUCAGACUGGUCUGAAGUUCCAAGCAGCCGGCACACGCAGAUCCGUCCCACUAUGUUCCCGCCAAAAGACCAAGAGAAACUGGCAGAUAUGCACCUGGAGAGAUGUAUGAGGAUUCUGCCACAUCACCAGAACACUGGAGGCUUCUUUGUGGCCGUGCUGGUGAAGAAAGCACCGAUGCCGUGGAACAAAAGAAAUCCCAGGCUGAGAAAGGAUGUGCCGUCCAGCUCAGCGGCCCAGACUGAAGCCUCCCCGGCGGCUUCAACCCCAGCAGAUGCUCCCCGCCUCCCCGAGAGUGUCGAGGGGGAGGAGGGAGACCCUGAGAGGAAAGUAGGUGAGGAGGCAGAGGAGGAGGCGUCCAAAGGAGCUUCUCUGCCUCAGGAGACUUCUGCUAAACAAGAGGCGUGUGGUCUGGUUCCUCCGGUUUCCAGGCCUCCGCCCAUGAAAAAGAUGAGGCUGUUUGGUUAUAAGGAAGACCCGUUUGUGUUCCUGACCGGCGACGACCCCGUCUUCACCAGCAUACAAUCUUUCUAUGAUCUGUCGCCUGACUUCCCCAAGCUCAACGUUCUGACGCGGACCCACGAGGGCAAGAAGAGACACCUGUACAUGGUGUCGAAAGAGCUCCGCAACGUGCUGCAGAACAACAGCGAGCGCCUUAAGGUCAUUAACACAGGAGUGAAGGUUUGGUCUCGCAACAGUGAUGGAGAGGAGUUUGGCUGUGCCUUCAGACUGGCUCAGGAGGGAAUCUACACUCUUCAGCCGUACAUUCGCUCCAGGAUAAUCAAAGUGAGUGUGGAGGAUAUCAAAGUGCUGCUCACCCAGGAGAACCCCUUCCUCAGCAAACUGGAGGAGGACGCGCACACUCAGGCCAAGAAGCUGAACAUGGGCAGCAUCGUGCUGAAGUACAUUCCCAACCCAAGUAACCCUGCAGAGCCCCAGUGCUCCAUUCAGCUGUGUGGCUGGAGGGGAAAGACGUCCAUCCGUGCCUUCGUCCCACGCAACGAGCGAUAUCAUUACCUCCGAAUGUUAGGCGUGGAGGUCUUCAGAGACAAACAGGGCCAAGGGCAGAAACAGAGAGACGGAGACAAGGAGGAGGGAAAGGAUGAGGUGGAGAAGGUAACAGAGGAGGAGGAGGAGGAUGUAGUAGCAGCAGCGGGAAAUCAGGAGGGAGAGCUGGACUUGGAGAACGGCUCUGAAAACACUUCUGAAAACGGUUCAACGCAACCGAAGACGGAAGGCAGCAGCCAGGGGACGAAUAGCUGAGAAUUUAGCCAAAACAGGAGAGAGAGGAAGACUGAGAACGUAUCGGAGCUCUACCUUUACUGGUUUCUCUGUUUAUCACACUGAAGGAUGAUGGACUCCCUUGAUAUUUUCCGUUUGUGGACCCCUCUAGGAAUCAGCUUUUUGUUUUUAUUUUAUUGACAUAGCUGUUUUUUCACAUUUUAACAGUUUAUUCCACUUGAUGGGGUGGCGUCAGUUUUUUUUUUUGUGUCCUGUGGCACAUGUUUGAGACGUUUAUAUUUACUGCCAUUUAUUUUUUACACCCGUCAGCAGAAAUUCAAAUUUAAAACCGUGUCACAGGUCAAAUUUAGUGUUUGACUUCAGUCUUGUUCUUUUUAAGUUCAGCACAUUAAACACCGAUGUUACAUUUGUACAAGUUAUGUGUAACAAGUGAAAGGAAAUCAAAUAAAACAAUUAACGUUA
Solea senegalensis (Senegalese sole) is the source of this 2973-nucleotide messenger RNA. RefSeq names its product NOP2/Sun RNA methyltransferase 2 (gene nsun2). Gene Ontology annotation, biological process: tRNA methylation. Gene Ontology annotation, molecular function: tRNA (cytidine-N5)-methyltransferase activity; tRNA binding. NCBI's taxonomy places the organism in Eukaryota, Metazoa, Chordata, Actinopteri, Pleuronectiformes, Soleidae. The record is from RefSeq and is a predicted model, not a curated record. Gene Ontology annotation, cellular component: nucleus; cytoplasm. The transcript has 19 exons. Bases 178 to 2532 code for a protein of 784 amino acids.